Knipowitschia caucasica is the source of this 2682-nucleotide messenger RNA. The record is from the annotation of a GenBank genome assembly. NCBI's taxonomy places the organism in Eukaryota, Metazoa, Chordata, Actinopteri, Gobiiformes, Gobiidae.
AUGAUGUCAUUGAUCGAUCUGGACGAUGAGCAGCGCUGGGUGCCCACGCACUUGAACGUGACGGUGCUCCGCGCCAGGGGACUGCGCACCAAGAGCAAGCAUGGCAGCCGCUACCUGUACACCAUCGUGCAGGUGGGAAAGGAGAGGUACACCACCGGGCUGGUGGACAAGGCCGAGGUUCCGCAGUGGGGCGAGGAGAGCUGCUUCGAGCUUCUGCCGGGAAUCCUGGAGGACGGAGCCCGCAGCGCGUUCCCCCCCGGGAGCGCAGACCUGGUUCUGACCGUCAUGCACCGCGUCCUUAUCGGCCUGGAUGUGUUCCUGGGGCAGACCAUCAUUCCCCUGGACAGGAUCUUUCAGGAGGGAACGUGUCCAAGAGAUGAGUGGUUCAAGCUGCACUCUAAGGUGGGACGUAAGGAGAAGGAGCGCGGAGAGCUCCAGGUGACCGUCCAGUUCACCCGCAACAACAUGACGGCCAGUAUGUUCGACCUGACCAUGAAGGACAAGCCGCGCUCGGCAUUCGGCAAACUCAAAGACCGGGUGACAGGGCGGAAGAGGGGAGAUCUGGAGUCCUCCUCUGCCAUCGUCCCAGGUCGUUACGCUGCCUUGUCUGCACCCACCGGACAGCCCUUCGGAGGGGACACGGCAGGGGUGGUCCGGGAGGCCGAGGUGCCAGAGGAGAAGAGGAGCAAGAUGAAGGAUUUCUUUAAAGGAAAGCUGCGCAAGUCUUCUGACACCAGGUCAUGCUCAUCGCUGGCCUCGGACAGCAGCAUUUCGUCUAUGGCCAGUGACAACCCUCCUCCCAGCCUGGACCUAAUGUCAGACCCCCCCAGCUCUCCCAUCUACACCAGCAAAGUCAGAGUGGAGCCUCACUAUGGAGACACAGACCUGGCCAAAAAAGUGCUCACAAGUCAGCACACUACUAAGGUGAUGACCCAUAAGCGUGCCCUAAGCGAUGAGGCUAGUCGGAUCACCCCCGCUGCGGUCCCUCGCUCUGUGGAGUCCCUCAAAGGUCAGACCAUGACCCAGUCCAAGUCCUCUCUAUGCAUCAACGGAAGCCACGUCUACGACUCCGAGCCCUCCAUCGCAAAGAUGUCAGCCGCUCUUCCAUCCAAACUUGUUCUGCUUGAAAAAUGUUCACCUCUGUCUCGCUCCUUGCAGAAUAUAACCAAAAAAAGUGAGGAAAAGAGUAUGUUUUCAGAAGGGCGGAGAUGGUCUUUUGACAAAACUAAGAAGGAAGAUGAUCAAAAGGAAGGACAGUCAUCGCCGCCAUCUCAGAAGUCGCCGGUACAAGCAGCUUCAGCCACAGCGUCACCAGAGAAAGGUAGGAAGUUUCGCAAGACGCUGUUCUCUUCGGGGCGGAGCGACUCCCUGCCCUCCAAAUCGGACUCACCCCAGGCAACGCCCACCUCUGAGGGACGCCUCCGAGGCUGGUUUGGAUCCAGUGACUCCCAAAACAAGCCAAGGCUGGAAGUUUCUCCUAAGGUAGAAAGCAGCUCAGACGUACCCCCUCCCCCACCUGCUCGCUCCCCCGUGCCCCCCCCACUGCCGUUGUCCCCGUUAGAAGGAACCCACACCAACCCCUUCACCACACCUCCAUCCUCCUCUCCCUCUACCACACCGCUCUCUCCGUCCAAUCCGUUUUUCCCACACCUGCAGCGAAACCCAUUCUUUGAAGAGCUAAUAGACAUCCAAAGUCCCCCGUUCACUCCUUCUUCCCUUUCCGACACCUCUCCUUUUCAUUACACCACUGUACCCUCCCAAGUCUAUGCAUCUAGCUCCAGUAACGAAGCUGCGAUCAUAGCCUCCAUAAAGCGCGACCGUCCAAAACCAGUACCUAGGCAGACAUCGCUCCCUGUGCUCCCAAAAACCUCUUACCCCUACGUCCCCUCUGGUCCUCGCUCCAUGUCAGAGAGUGCAGAAGAAUGGGAGGAAUCUUUUGAUGUCUUUGCCUCAAUUAGACUCAGCUCACCUAAAAGGAAUUCUCAAACUCAGUCAACAUCAAGCAAUAGAUGUGAAAACGGAAAAAUCCCUCCACCUUUGCCACCAAGAAGACUUCUUAAGACGCCAGUCAACGAGAUCUUCUCUGAUGGCUGGUUGCAUCGUGGUCAAGAACUAGCGGUGCACAAAGAGGCGUAUUUACUAUCGCAGACUGGAGCGGCUUCUCCUUCAGGCACGGGGCCCACACCUACAGGCCUCACCUCCUGCACCUCUGAGCCGCCCCUGGUUGAUGCACACCACUCACUUAUGCCUGAGGAGACACAGCCUAGCAGCCAGUCCCAUCCACUCAGCAGAACUCACCCAGUGAAGCCAUUAACCUCCACUCAGUCUGAGAAGAAAGAAGGUCGCUCGGUGCUGGAGAUGCUGAAGUCCACCAUCAGUCCUGGAAGAGUGGCUCAACAGGCCUCUGCUGAAGCCGAGAAGGCUCCGGUGGCGGUGGACGUGUCUCAGUACCAGGACAUGACCCACAUGGAGCUGAUCUCUCUGUUGCUGCAGCAGGAGAUGGACAUGCAGAAGCAGCAGGCGGCCUCCGAGCUCCAGGCCACUCAGCUGCACAAGUGUGAGGCCGAUCUGCGGAAGGUCAAAGCACAGGUCCGAGAUCUGGAAGACUACAUUGACAAUCUGCUGCUGAGGAUCAUGGAGCAGACGCCCAUUCUGCUGCAAGUGCGCACCAGGCACAAGUGA